UCCCAAUGGGCACGGUGAGCACUCCUAUUUACAAGAAAUCGUCUCGUAACGUGGAAUUGAAGGGGUUCCCUUCUCCGACAGUGAUGACCACAAUCUCUGUUUGAAGCGGGCGGAGGGGGGAGCACAUGGUAACUUUAGUCUUUUUCAAAUCUCCUACAAGCGACCACUACUGUCCGCUUGGCACGCGUAAAAGAAGAGUGGUUCCCCAACUAGAUGGGUUGAGGGAGACGCGUGAAAGCGCUAUGCAGUCGCACCGAAUGCAACUCUGAGGUGUGAUUUUUUUCCUUUUGAACCACUUUUAAAGGAAGACGCGUUCAUCGUGAAUUCACAGUUUCCUAUGGAUAUUUGAUUUCGCCUUAACGCCUCAGCCAAGCUUGCGAAGUUUACACCUUGCGCCCCCCACUCAACGUUAGGACCGCGUCUGAGUUCGGAUGUUUAUCAAGCAACCUUCUGAUAUGUCUGAGAAUAAAAAGCACAGACUCGCGUGUCAAGACACUAAAGUCUGACGGAUUAAACCCUCGGAGUCCGGGCUGGUAUUAGCUGUGGUGCGGAGAACUGCGAGCCGAGCGCUCUAAUGCGGUGGGGGUGUGCGCAAUCCCGCAGGCUAUACGUCUGUGCGUCCCGCUGAUGAUAACCUCAGCUGUUUUUAACUCUCCUCUUUUCAUCCAUAUAGUUCAGACUCGUCGGAUUUCCGCACGUCUACCUGCACCUUUAUGCACUCUCGCUGUGCGUUUACCGUCAUCCGGGAAUAGAUCCGUGCGAUCCCUUCCGACUGAAUAACGGAUCUAUUUUUGUGUCGAGACAGUUGAAUGGAUUUUCAGGUACACUUAGCUGAAACUGGGGAAUUGGAACCAUACGAUUUUCAAAACAUUGUUCGGGGCCACUUGGCUCGUGUGCCCAAGAAAUGCGUCUCUCUGGCGACAUUUAAAUCGCUUCGGUUAAUACUUUUCUGAGUCUGAUUUUUAUUUUAUUUUUUUGAGAUAUUAAGACAUUGGAGGAUAAGAUGAACCUGUGCAUCGUCAGUCUUCUCCUCACUCUGGAUUUAGCCACCGUGGCACUCAGUUUGUCCACAUGCAGCACGCUGGACAUGGAUCAGUUCAAAAAGAAGCGUAUCGAGGCCAUCCGAGGGCAGAUCCUGAGCAAGCUGAAGCUUAGCAGCCCACCGGAGGACUUCCCCGAUCCGGAGGAGGUGUCUCGGGACAUUGUCGCCAUUUACAACAGCACCCGCGACCUGCUGCAAGAGAAGGCGAACGAACGGGCGGCGACGUGUGAGCGGCAGCGGAGCGAGGAGGAGUAUUACGCCAAGGAAGUGCAUAAGAUCGACAUGCAGCCAUUCUACCCCUCAGAAAGUUCCUGAGGCGGAGGCUACGGAGGUGGAUGAAUGAGGGGAUCACGGUGAUGUCACCCAUUUUUUUGAUUGCCACCUUUUGUGUAUCACAUAUCAUUGCAGUAUUCAGGUAUGAGUAGAAACCUUUGACCAAAAAAAUUAAUCCUCAAGCUAACAAGAUUAAGAUAUUUUUGUCUUCCUCAGUGGAUGGAUGGUUGGUGAUGUCACACAUUUGUUUGAUUGCAACCUUUUGUGUAAUAAAAGCUGGUCAAAAUACAUGAAAAAGUACUUGUCCCCGUUUUUUAUUUCAUAAUGAUAAUAUUUAAUGAUUUUUCACCGCCGCACUUAAAAUGUCCCCGAUUUUCAUCUCAGAAAUCUGGUCACCUUAUGUUAAGCUGGAUUUAUACUUCUGCAUCAAAUUGACUAUGGCCUAUGGCAUAGGCUCUGCAUAGCCGCGUACCAUAUGUUGUAGCCUGGUGCACCUCCCCAGAAAUGUAACCAUAUGUUGUAGCACAGACCUCGUCAGCUGAAAACCAUUUCCCUCAGUGGAAAUGAAGCCUUUAUUUACUUUUAUUUCACAAAUUUUCGCAGAUUAAAAAAAGAAUAAAGACAAC
This is a messenger RNA of Epinephelus moara (kelp grouper), 1941 nucleotides long. RefSeq names its product transforming growth factor beta-2 proprotein-like. The record is from RefSeq and is a predicted model, not a curated record. The transcript has 2 exons. Gene Ontology annotation, cellular component: extracellular region. The coding region runs from base 1004 to 1357 and encodes 117 amino acids. Gene Ontology annotation, molecular function: cytokine activity; type II transforming growth factor beta receptor binding; type III transforming growth factor beta receptor binding. NCBI's taxonomy places the organism in Eukaryota, Metazoa, Chordata, Actinopteri, Perciformes, Serranidae. Gene Ontology annotation, biological process: transforming growth factor beta receptor signaling pathway; regulation of cell population proliferation; SMAD protein signal transduction.